AUGCACAACUCCCUCUGGGGCACCACAACCAUCUCCUACACAGGAUGUGCUGCACAAAUCUUUUUCUUUUUCUUCUUCAUGUCAACAGAGCUUUCCCUCCUGACCAUCAUGUGCUACGACCGCUACGUUGCCAUCUGCAAACCCCUGCACUACGGGACCCUCCUGGGCAGCAGAGCUUGUGCCCACAUGGCAGCAGCUGCCUGGGCCUCUGGGUUUCUCAAUGCUCUGCUGCACACAGCCAAUACAUUUUCUCUGCCCCUGUGCCAGGGCAAUGCCCUGGGUCAGUUCUUCUGUGAAAUCCCUCAGAUCCUCAAGCUCUCCUGCUCACACUCAGGCUACCUCAGGGAAAUUGGGCUCAUUGUGGUUAGUUGCUGUUUAGUGUUCAACUGUUUCAUUUUCAUUGUUUUCUCCUAUGUGCAGAUCUUCAGGGCUGUGCUGAGGAUCCCCUCUCAGCAGGGACGGCACAAAGCCUUUUCCACGUGCCUCCCUCACCUGGCCGUGGUCUCUCUGUUUAUCAACACUGCAGCAUUUGCCCACCUGAAGCCCUCCUCCAUCUCCUCCCCAUCCCUGGACCUGGUUCUUUCAGUUCUGUGGUGCCUCCAGCACUGA
Molecule: messenger RNA, 609 nt
Organism: Myiozetetes cayanensis
Lineage: Eukaryota; Metazoa; Chordata; Aves; Passeriformes; Tyrannidae
Product: olfactory receptor 14J1-like
Exons: 1
Coding region: 1-609 (202 amino acids)
Biological process (GO): G protein-coupled receptor signaling pathway
Cellular component (GO): membrane
Molecular function (GO): G protein-coupled receptor activity; olfactory receptor activity
Source: RefSeq, a predicted model, not a curated record